Messenger RNA from Dothidotthia symphoricarpi CBS 119687, 2586 nucleotides. RefSeq lists its product as uncharacterized. The coding region runs from base 54 to 2360 and encodes 768 amino acids. The transcript is spliced from 2 exons. NCBI's taxonomy places the organism in Eukaryota, Fungi, Ascomycota, Dothideomycetes, Pleosporales, Dothidotthiaceae. The record is from RefSeq and is a predicted model, not a curated record.
GCCAUCUAAACAACACUCUCCAUCAGUAUUCUGGAUAAUCUUAGAUCGCAACAAUGCGCCUAACACGGGCUGCGCAACGCGCUCAACAGCAUAUUGACGAGCCAGUCGACGCGACUGAACAAGAACGCGCGCCUUUGAACGAAAUCUCAUAUAAUGCAUCGUCCCAACUGAUCGAGGCUGACGAGCCGUUCCCUCAAAAGACACCUGCAAAGACACCUGCGAAGACCCCCGCCAAGAAAGGCAAGAAAGGAGGCGCAAAGAAGGGCGCAAAGGGAAAGAAGGGCAAAGCAUUCGAAGAUGAGGAGCAAAUUCAGAUAGUUGCUGAAGACGAGCGACAGGCCGCAGCCAGUCCAGCAAGCGAUACAGCUGUGGAGAAUCUGGCUGAAGGGCCUACAGGUGAUAUCGUCCAGGUUCCCAUGAAUGACGAACGACCGGCGAGCCCGCCCUCACGCGCAGUACGCCUUACGCGUCGCCAAUUAGCGAUUCAGGAAGAGCAAGCGAAUCAGUCACAGCGCGCGCCCUCCCCACAACCUGAACCUAUGACAGAGGAAGUCGCAGAAGAGGCAUUGGUAACAGAGGCAGUAGUGGAGUUCCAACAGGAUGUUGUUGAGGAACAACUCACGGUGGAGAAAUCAUCAGCGGCACAAGAGGAGAAAGAAGUGUCAGAGUUGACAGAAGAACCGACACCAGAGCCUCAGGCGCUGCAAAUGGAGGACUCAAUCGAAGAACAAAAGCCUGUUGAGAUCUCAACGUCCGAGGUUGCGAUAGAAGAAACAGAAGAAGUCAGAACACAGGAGCCAGAGGUAUUCGCGACAAACAUAAAACGCGUAGAAGAUGAUGAGACGCGGCCAACCAACCUCGAAUUUGACGCGCUUGAGACCGAACUCGCUGCUGUCGAAUCCGAACCAACAAACAACGACGACCAAACAUCGCAAGUUAUCACACCAUCAGUUGAGAUCACAUCGGAAUACGAGCCUGUCAUGCUUUCAAUCGAGGAAUCCUGUGAAGGUCCACUUACCCCAACGAAGAGCCACACGCCGAGACGCACAUCGCGCAGUCCUUCGAAAUCGCCAAUGCGCAUCGAAGAGUCUAUCGAAGCUAUUGACGCGCUCGAGGAAGCCCUCGAAAACGUAGGAAAAGCAUUCCAAAAGGUCGAUAACCCGGGUGAACGUAUUCCAUCUGAAAAGCCACAUCUUUCGAAGACUACAGAUACGACAUCCAUCGCUCGCGCAAAGACUCCUAGGAAAGCUCCUCUUCCUACAAGAAUAUCGAAAAAUCCCAGUCUCGCCCCGCAAAGCAUCAAGCCGACAAAAACUUUGAUCGCUCGUGCCUCAAGUGUCCGUACCGCGCCUAGCCAAGACGUCAGGAAAGGCUCAGCAGAAGUGCCAGAUUAUCUAGCCAUGAAGCGUCGACCCAUCAGCCUAUCUUUUCCCACACCACCACCACCGCCAAAGUCAACAAGACUCCCGACGAAGCCUACCUUCCAGCUAUCAAGUGACGUUGUAGCCGCCAAACUAAAGGUGCAAAAGGAAGAGCGCGCAAAGCGGGAAGCCGAAGGCGUCGUACCCAAACAACGACCGAUCAGUAUGCCACCACCACCAAGGUCUUCCAAGCCUCCCACGAAAUCCAAUUUCCAGCUCUCUGGGGAAGCAACUGCGGCCAAACUGAAGGCACAAAAGGAAGAACGUUUGAAGAGGGCUGCGGAGGGUACAACACUGCCUAAAUCGAGACCAAUCAGCAUGCCUCCACCUCCUAAGUCGGCGAAGCCUCCAACAAAAUCGAAUUUCCAACUACCAGGAGAAGCAGUUGCAGCCAAGCUCAAAGCACAGAGAGAAGAGCGACAAAAGCGCGAAGAAGAAGCCGAGGCCGCAAAGAAGGCGAUAUCAAAAACAGCACCACUCAAAAAACCCACUACUAUACCCAUCCGUCAGCCCUCUACCACCAAACCCCAUUCCACACUCCCACCGCGAACACAAAAAGGCGUAACCAUCCCUCCACCCCCUCCGCCAUCCGCACAACCUUCCAUUUCGCUGCCGCAACGCUCAGUUUCUCUCGUUAGCAAGCGUAGCUCUCUCAUGCUUUCCGAGUCACGUUCUACAUCGACAUCCUCUGCGACACGUGUGUCAAUUGUUACACCCUCCGAUGUUGUAGCUCAAAAAGUCAAAGGCAAAGAAAUCUUCAACAAAGAUAAGGUGGAGAAAGAGGCAAGGGAACGCGAGAGGAGAGAGAAGGAAGACGCGGCAAAGACAGCAAGAGCGGAGGCUGCGGAGAGAGGACGUGUAGCGAGUCGUGAAUGGGCGGAAAGGCAGAGGAAGAAGAUGAUUGAUGCUGUCAGGGGCAUAAAAGAGGGACGUGCAUAAGGGAGUCGUGUGUCAACGACUGACAGAGCUUGUCGUGUUAGACUUCGCCACUGAAGGGGUAUUGUAUUGCUUUUCCUGGCUUUACUCCAAGAUGUUCGCAUCUUUUCUGCAUAAAGAUUCUUGCGGCGUUGGAUUGGGUUAUAUCCGGCUUACAUUGCCAGUCAGGAGUUUUGUUUUGUGAAAACGCUGGAUACCAGCUUGCUUCAAUCAACUUCGUAGGACACUC